AUGAAUUAUGUCAACAAUUUUGGGGGUCAAAGACAAGGAGGACAUCAGUGGAGACCAGCACCCAAUAAGCAGUACAGACCAAACAUGCCACAACCUGGAGGUAUGCAACCCCAAGGCCAAAUGGUGUCAUAUCAGAGACAACAGGGCUAUCCACAGCAGAACCAGGAAAAGUUGGCAUAUCAGCCACCUCCUCAGCAACAGGAUGGCAACAUGGUAGAAAUUAGGGGUAUGCUUCAACAACUCAUUAGAACAAAUGGAGAUCAGCUGAUGGAAGUAAGUCUCCGGAAUGGGAGAGAUUUAGACAGAGAGCAAGAGGUUGCGCAAUCCAGAAGAGAGACUAAGCCAGUCGCUCCAGCUCCAUUAGAGAUAGAUGAAUCAGCAGAACUUAUUGAAGUGGUGGUUAAACAGGUUCAGGAUGAUAAGGGUAAGGCUAAAGAGAGUGAACAAGAUGCAGAACAAGUGGUACCUCUUGUGCCACAAAACCCCAACAAAGAGAAGCCAGCAAGACCUGUCCACAGUAACUCUGACACAGACAUGCAGUGCAGUAGUGACAAGACCCAUGGCUCAAAAGAUGUCUGA
Molecule: messenger RNA, 579 nt
Organism: Nicotiana attenuata
Lineage: Eukaryota; Viridiplantae; Streptophyta; Magnoliopsida; Solanales; Solanaceae
Exons: 3
Coding region: 1-579 (192 amino acids)
Source: RefSeq, a predicted model, not a curated record